AUGGAUUAUGAUAAUAAGGAAGACGUACUGGGGUUUUCAACGAAGGAAGCUUUAAUUAAGUUACGAAAUGAUAUUCGUACUGUUAUUGAUGAACAUAAAAAGAAGAACCUUAAAGGAUAUGGAUUUGUUCGAAAUAUUGUUUCGUUUUCAUCAGAAAAAGUGCUUUUAUCGGGCGUAGCAUACACAAUCAUUCUUGUUUAUAUUGUUUCUUUAAUUUUGACAUAUUUAAUUGGAGGAACCUUACUUGCACAGUCUUAUUUACUUUGGGAAGCUCUUUUUCUUUUUGUAGUUUUGGUUAUAAACUUCCUAGUUGCAUUUAAUGAAGAAUGCAUUCAUAGAAAUGAAAUUACACUACGGGUUAAAAAGGUUCUUAAAACCUUAAAUGAAGCUAUAGACAAGGCAGUAUGGAGGGAGAAUCACUACCCACAUUUGUGUGCCCCAUUUUCACCAUGUGUAAUAUUACAGUGGACUUACAGAGAUGCAACAAUAGUCAAUUUGCCAUGGGCGCUUCUUGUUGAAGGUGAUAUUAUAGUCUUGAGACCAGGACAGGAAGUACCAGGUCAUUGCAAAGGUCUUCAACCAGAGGAUCCAGAACUCUUUUUUGGACAGAUUUUUCAACCUGGCGCUCAGAAUAAAGAAAAUUUUAGCACACCAAGGGUACGCACACCACAUCAAAACAAAGCUCACAAAAUGUUAGAAACUCCAUACUUAAAGAACUUAAAGUUAGCCUUGGAACAAGCUACAAACCGGCCAGUAACAGUGUUUGAAAAACAAAGAUAUUUGUGUACAGUUAAAAUAAUGGAGGGUAUUGUAUUGCCCCUUGUGAUAUCCUUAGUGGUUGUGGCUAGUUUUAUACGUCAUAUGUAUCAUUUACCUGGCGUUACACACUGGACAGAGAUCUAUUUCCUACAAACGAUUGCCGCAUCUUUGCCUCUACUGCAAAUAAUCUUCCCAAUAGCAUGGGUCACUCUCAAUUGCUAUGGACUAGCGAGGUUUAAAUUACUAUCGAAAACUCGCCAAAAGUAUGUCCGACCGAAAUCGUGUUCGAUAUCUGAAGACGCCAGCGACCCACUUAUACAGGCUCUCAGUGAAUCCAACCUAAAGCCCGAUAGUCUGCGGUCAUUAAGCAAGACAUUUCUGAACAUACUUUUGGGUAGAGAGGAUAUGGUCACCAGAACUGCUAACAUUGUCCAUGUACUAGGAUCUUUGUCGGCUUUAUGCUGCAUAGACAAAAAAGGUAUCCUAUCAUGGCCAAAUCCAACAGCAGAAAAGGUGUUCUUCCUUCGCAACUCCAGCCCCACAUCGCCAAACUCAAGUAAGACCAGUCUCGUGGGUUCUAUGGGCCACAACAGUCAAACAACAAUGGAGACGGGCGACAACAAACCUAAGCCAGACUCUUCAACUAUUGUUGAGGUACUGGACCUGACCCACGACCAGAAUGCGCCGUUCCGCGUGGAGUUCGACGAGCAGCGCUGGCGGCUCCACAUAGCGCGCCUCAAGCCGCUCGGCCUGGCGGCGCUGCUCAACACGUGCGCGCCCGCGCCCCGCCACACGUACGCGCACUUCUGCGCGCACCUCACCUGCGAGGCGCAGUACAGUGAGGACUUAGUGCCGGUAACAAACAGACGCUGCCUAUGCGAGCUGGCCAAACAAAUUGGCUUCACGGACUCUGUUGCUGAAACUUAUACCAUUCAGGAUUGUCUUGCUGUCUUCAGACACCUGCAAGCUGACACGAUAAGGCGUGAAACUCGGUUUGCUAGAUCACUGCACCUCAGUACGAGAGUGAAGGUUCCCCUUCCGCAUAUGUUGGCUGUCAUCGUGAAGGAUCAAGCCAACCAACUCCAGAUGUUAACACAGGGUACAGCGGACAUAAUACUCGAUUCAUGCGUUGACUAUUGGAAUGGGCGGGACCUCACACCGAUAUCGGCGUCAGAUCGCAAGAAAAUAAUUGACUUCUACCAAAGAAACUCCCUCACGGCCUACUGCACAGCUUUUGCUUACAAGCCUUUAACCCGCGGCAUAGCCGCGUCCCUCUCACGCAUGUACUUAGAACUGCCGGCCGAUAGCCGACGGUUGUACGUGCCGAACUCCCAACUGUGGGCUGAUGCGCCCGCGCUGCAUUUUCACUCUACGGAUUCACUAUUGUUCAAUGAAGUAACGGAUGACGACGUCAACGACGCUGACGGAUAUUUUGACAUGCAAUGCAAUCAGGUGUUCAUCGGUAUGGUGACGAUGCAGUACCAGGCGCAGAGCGACAUGGUGGAGCUGAUCGAGCGCUUGGAGCGCGCCUGCAUCCGCUUCGUGCACUUCAGCAAGGAGAACGAACUGCGCUCGCGCGUCUUCAGCGAGAAGAUGGGCCUCGAGUCCGGCUGGAACUGCCACAUCUCGCUCAUGAGCGACGUCGCCGCCAGCAAGGGGGUCUCGCCGCUGUCGUCGCAAACCUUGCCAGCGGGCAAGGAGCGCUCUAACACCGCCUCGCAACUCGCUAGGGCCAUCGACACUUGCGAUGCCACGCUCGGCUUCUAUAGCAACAACAUGACGUCAUCAAAGUCGCUGUCCAUGUCCGCCCCUGGCGCUAUUAACGUAGAACACACCACUGUUAAGUUUGACAACGAGAUAAAGAAAGCUCGGAAUUCAAUCACUACACACAGCGGAUUGAAGCGCUGCAGUAUAGCAGCGUCGCAGCGGUCGACCGACUCGUUACUCGGCGACGAGUGUGACGGCGGCGCGGGUGGCGAGGGGGCGGAGUCCCCGGCGGACGCGUGCCGCUCGCUCUCCUGCCUCACCGACUCCACAGACCACUCCGCGCCCGUCAACUUCGACAUGAGCAAUCGCGCGAAGCUGCCCCGCGGCAUCGAGAACAUCCGGCCGCACAUCGAACAGGUGGACAACGUGCCGCUGCUGGUUUCGCUGUUCACCGACUGCACGCCCAGCUCCGUGCGCCACAUGAUACAGAUCAUGCAGGACUACGGGGAAGUGGUGUGCGUUAUGGGCUCUGCGGCUAACUGCCUCAACAUGGAGAUAUUUAUGCAGGCUGAUGCCAGCAUAGCGGUGGAGCCACUGUACCCGGUGCUGUGUCAGAAAAUGCCUCCUUACCAAAUUCCUCAGAGCGGCAUCGGACCCAUACAACUGGCUAGGGCACUCAAUUCUGUGCCUUGUUCCCUGUCGCUGUUGAACAAGUGGCAAAAUCAGCCAAUGAACAAUCAUAGCAUUACUGAGAUGACACGGGACGCGGACGUGUCGCUGUUCGCGCUGAUCACGAUGUCGCGCCACUUCAUGAUGUGCUUGUGGAACACCACGCAGUUCUGGAUGUGCAGCGUAUGCUUCUUAUCGCUGCUGCAGGUGGGAUCACUGUGGUUGAUGCUGCCACUGGCGCUGAGUGCGGGCGGUGCGGCGUGGGGCAGCGCGGCCACGGCAGCGCUGGCGGCCGCGCUCGCCUUCGCGCCCGCGCGCGCCGCCGUCAUGCAGCGCGCCGCUACGCGCCCGCAGGCGAACCUGAACCGCGCCAUGGCGCUUUUCGUCUUUUGGUGCUACGCUUGCAAGUUCCUGCCCUCAGCCAUAUUUAUACUCGCCUUAUACGGAUUCACUCUACGCAGCUUCUGUGAACAAAUAGCACAGGCAACGGGUACAACGUCGUGCUGGCUGGUGUAUCCGAUAAACGUGGGCAACUUCUCCGCCUCGCACGACCUCUCUCUACGCAGUUGGCACGGCUGGGGCGACGACUUCUACGACGGUUUCUACCUCGCGCAGCACAUCACACUCGCCCUUGUCACACUGCAUUUAAUUGUGAUUUCGUUGUCUUUCGUGCAGCGACACUCCUCUAUCUGGCAGGACAGGUUCUGGACGAACAAGGUGUGGCUGGCUACAGUCGUCGUUCUGAUAGUGUUGCAGGGCAGCAUGAGCGGUAUACUGGCCCGCUCGUCGUACGGCUCGUGCGCUCGUUGGGACGUUUGUUCGCUGCGCUUCGAAGUCGGCUGGCCCCUCUUGUGCGCGUACGUUCUGUCCCUGCUCGUAGUCUUCGCGACCAACGAGCUCAUCAAGUGGCAAGAGAUCAAAGCUGAUGUCCGCAAUCAACGUCGAGCAAGACUAGACUUUGGCACAAAACUUGGGAUGAACUCGCCGUUUUAA
Molecule: messenger RNA, 4128 nt
Organism: Parnassius apollo (apollo)
Lineage: Eukaryota; Metazoa; Arthropoda; Insecta; Lepidoptera; Papilionidae
Source: the annotation of a GenBank genome assembly